AUGGCAUCCUAUCUGGAGAAGAUGCGCCGACAGUCCAAGCAGCUGUUUCCUCAGAACAAGCAGAAGCCUGGGGCGCCACCUAUCGAAGACCCUCCCAAAGUCUCAGAAUCUGCCGUACCGAAAGUAGAGGAUGGUGCUGUUCCUAGAAUUGAAGAACCCGCCGCCGGGCCUAGCGGCCCCGUGCCCUCCCCGCCAGCACCGACUGUCGCCGAUGCCAGCGAAGAAGUAGGCAGCGAUCCUGUUCUCGACGCCGAAGACCAAAGAUUCCUUGAGCGACUUGCCGCCAUCGCUUCGGAGCCCGAAGGCACUCCCCCACCUCUCCCUCAGCGAACAGAAGUAGUCGACAGCAAUGGCGAGAAGAAGGUUGGCAGAGAUGCCCAGACAGCCCUCCUGGACAAUGCAGAUAAAGUGCCGCUUCCCAUAAGUCCGCCCGAGACCACUGCUGAUGCUAGCGAAAAGGGCAAAGGGAAGGCUACUGAUGGAGGGCUAGGCAGGAAGAAGAGCGUCAUGUCUUACUUCCAGCUGCCCAAGUUCAACAGGAAAGACGGAGAAAAGGCUUCAAAAGACAAAAAGAUAGUAGUCACGGAGAAGGACAGAACCCAGUUCGCAGAUGAUCUCCAUGCUGCCGCCGAAUCCGCCAAAGCUGCCGAGCUCACUGAUGCACAGAAAGAGGACAAGGAGCUGACCGAGAUACUGGACCAACUCAACCUCUCAGCUGUCAACAACCGCGUCUUCAGCUUCAGCAAAGAGUCGGAAGAGCUCCUCAACAAAUUCACCCAGGUUCUCAAAGAUCUCAUCAACGGAGUGCCAACAGCCUACAACGACCUCGAGAAGCUCUUCACUGACUACGACAAUCAACUCAAAAAGAUGUACGGCAAUCUUCCUCCUUUCCUACAGAACCUGGUCAAGAGCUUGCCGGCCAAGCUCACAGCCACUCUCGGCCCUGAGCUGAUGGCUGCAUCGGCGGAGAAGCCUGGCUUUGAUGCACAAGCAGCUUCUGGAUCCAGCAAACCCAAGAGCAAGAGAUCUAUGCUUCCUCAAGUGCCCAAAGUGCCGAGUUUAAAGUCGCUGGUUUCUGCUCAGGGUGCUGUUGCAACAGCGCUGAGAAGUAUUGUGAACUUCCUGAAGUUCAGGUUCCCUGCUUUGGCAACUGGAACCAACGUCAUUAUGAGUUUGGCAGUCUUCGUACUGCUAUUCGUUUUCUGGUACUGUCACAAGCGCGGUCGCGAGACCCGUCUCGAAAAAGAACGCCUCGCCGCUGAAGAAGGACAGUCAGGACGUAUUAGCAGCGCUUCUUCCAUGAACGAGGACACCGACUCCAUCUUUGGUGAUCAGUCAAAGGCCAGGAUAAGGGAUAGCGGGAAGAUUACGCCUGCCUCCUCGCCCCAGGAGCCGCUUAUCAUCAAAGAUAGCAAAGAGAAGGAAGAGCAGUCGACAACCGUAGCUGAUCUUCCGAGUGUGUCACAUCUUCCUGACCCAAAGUCGGGGGAGGUUCCCAAGACUGCCACCCCACCUCCUGACCGCAGGUAG
Messenger RNA from Alternaria atra, 1530 nucleotides. RefSeq lists its product as uncharacterized. Bases 1 to 1530 code for a protein of 509 amino acids. The record is from RefSeq and is a predicted model, not a curated record. The transcript has 2 exons. NCBI's taxonomy places the organism in Eukaryota, Fungi, Ascomycota, Dothideomycetes, Pleosporales, Pleosporaceae.